UAGAUCCUCCUUCGCCAGGACGGUUCUGCCAAGUUCGAGGCUAGUAGAUGAGCGUGCUGCUUUAGUUGGUGGUUUGCAGAUUCUCUAGCUCAAGUUCUGAAUAAUUUAAUGUCUUCUUCUAGUUCGUUUCACUUGUUUAAUUGUACCAUAUUUGUUUUGUGAGCAGAAUCAUACUCUUGCUUUAUCUGAAUUGAAUGCCUGAAUUACUUUAUGAGGCACCCCAGCCCCCGUUGUUCUCUGUUCAGUUGCCUUUCAUUACCUUCAAUGCUGGCCGUGGGAAAUCCCACAACAUGCAUCCUGUCUCAUACUGUGCAUCUCAUAUUCUCAUUGCAGCUACCUCCCCAUCAUUGGCCGCGAUGUUGCAAUCGAAGUGGUGCUCGUGCGUCGACCGCAAUUGCUUUGAUGGAAAGUGUGCUUGUUUCACAACGGAAGGGGUGUGCUCUCAGGACUGUGGGUGCCGUGGUGAGUGCGAGAAUAUCAUGAAGCUGGAUAAUGAUGAUGUUAUCAGGAAGCAAUUCGCUGAAUACACCAAGAACAAAGCUGCUGCUGCCGCCCAAGCUGCUGCUGCCGCCCAAGCUGUUGCUGACCAAGCUGCCGCUGCCCAAGCCGCCGCUCAACCUCAACCUAAGCCAUUGCCAGCACGAGAACCAGGGAAUACCAUCACAUGGUGCGCGUGCAGGACGAACGGAUGUCGAAUGCAUCGCUGCAAUUGCUACGAGUUCAAGGUCAGGUGCACCUCCAAAUGCACGUGCAAAGCAACAAUAUGUGUUAAUCGCUUUGGGCUCAGAGGGGAUGGUUCCAACGCUGAAUCAGGAGGGCAGCGAGGUACCACUAGCACACCUGACGGAAGCACUUCUCAGACGCUUGCAUCACGCUCUUCUGCUGCCCAAGCUGCCGCUCAGACGCUUCCCUCGAGCUUUUCUGCUGCCCAAGCUGCCGCUCAAACGCUUCCCUCGAGCUCUGUUGUGGCGCCGGAUACCAAGACUAAGGCAUUGCCAGCACGAGAACCAGGGUCUAAGCACAAGCCAUGCCGCUGUGACAAGUGCAAGUGUGAAAACAAGUACUGCGUAUGUUUCAAGGCUGGCUUGCCUUGCUGUGACCGCUGCAAGUGCAAGGACUGCAAUAACAGCAAGACCAGUGAGGAGAAGCGGCAGGACCUCAGGAUUAAAAGAGAGGUUCCUGCUUCAGCCAAGGACAUGCCCGGAGGUCAACGAGGUACCCGCAGCAGCAGCAGCAGCGCCGUCGAAUCGGCAGGCAAACGGCCAAAACACGUUUGAUGAUAAACAGCCAUAUAUAGGCUUCGGACAUACCAGAGUCACCUUCCUUACUUACCAAUCUCAAGACAAUUGCCACUCACCUCACCUCCU
Molecule: messenger RNA, 1367 nt
Organism: Hordeum vulgare subsp. vulgare (domesticated barley)
Lineage: Eukaryota; Viridiplantae; Streptophyta; Magnoliopsida; Poales; Poaceae
Product: protein tesmin/TSO1-like CXC 2
Exons: 8
Coding region: 195-1277 (360 amino acids)
Biological process (GO): regulation of DNA-templated transcription
Cellular component (GO): nucleus
Source: RefSeq, a predicted model, not a curated record